This is a messenger RNA of Botrytis fragariae, 759 nucleotides long. RefSeq lists its product as uncharacterized. Lineage: Eukaryota; Fungi; Ascomycota; Leotiomycetes; Helotiales; Sclerotiniaceae. The transcript has 2 exons. Bases 1 to 759 code for a protein of 252 amino acids. The record is from RefSeq and is a predicted model, not a curated record.
AUGGUGUACCAAAUUAAACCCUUGCACGUAUCAAGUGAGGCGCCAGAAGUUGUUCCCGAGGAACAGUCUCCGUACUUAUUGACCUCGCCCGAUAAAUAUUUCGUUCGUUCAUACUCCGUGAAAAGAGCAUCAAAUCAUAUAAUAUCACCACUAAGUAAACAAUGUGAUAAUAUUCCGCUCCAAGAAGUCUCAUUUCCACCACCAAAAAGAGCAUACGAUCUUGCGCGUUAUCUACCUCCGCCAAAACAGAAGAAAAAGUCCGGGCUGGUACCAAUUGUUUUCAUAGCUGUGGUGUCUUUCUUGAUCGGAGGAGGUAUUGGCGGUGCUAUUGGAGGAUGGGUUGGGAAGCAUAACAACCCCUCGAGCAAGACCUCCAAGUCCGAAUCAACGGGAACACUUUCAGGAUGUGCUCCAACAGUCACGGAAUUUGUAGACUCUGCUGGCUGCCCCAACGUCAACAAUACUACCUAUACAACACCUGUACCGAGUAUAGAGUUUCGCAUAGCUUGUGCAAUCGACUUGACCUCUUCACCAGGAGAAGAUAUCGAACUAACCAACGUCACAACUCCGACUCUGAAUAACUGUUUGGAAUCGUGCGCACAAUAUAAUAAUGGACAAUGCUUGGCAGCUACUUGGAUACAGCUUUCUCCAAAUCACCCAGAGAUGAACUCGAAGUGUUUCUUUAAAGCGAAUUCAGGAGUUCGCAUACCCAUGAAUUCUACGGGGACAAUAGCCACGAGUGGGUUCCGGAUUUCCUGA